AUGGAGAAGAUAAGCAGCUCUUCAGGUUCAUCGGGGAGUCCAAGGUAUUUGGUGACUGGUGUUCAGACGGGCUCCCUGUCCAGUAAGAGACUGUGUCACGCUGUGCGUAUGAAAACUCCGCUGGAGCGUCUCCCACCUGAAGGUGCUGGUUCUACGAUUGGGUCCAAACAGCCGCGGGACUCUCCUUGUAGAGGUCCUGAAUACAGUUCUGCAUCCCUUUGCCUCCCUGUAUCGGACAAAGGAAUUUUGUGUGAAAAAUGUAUUGCCCAGCUUGAGGUCCUGAAGGAGAAAACACACAGUCUUUUAGUUCCAAGAGACGUCGCCUCUAAGGACCCAAAAUUUGGUACAUUCCAACUACCUGUGGGUGCCACAGAGACCUGGGAUGAGCCAGGCCCUCUCUGUGAUAUUUGCGGCACUCACCUGAGCCAGCUGAAGCAGGCGGCUGUCCACAUGGUCCUUACCCAGGAGCAUGCCAUAUGGGCUAGUCCGUCCUCUGCCAACAUCUUUACCAACUCUCCUGCCUCAGGCGUGCAUACUUUCCCUAGAAUCUCCACCUCUCACUCUGGUCCCUCUGAGCCUAGGCGGGUGCCCGGCAAUCUGGGGAUGGAGAAAUGGGUCAAAGGAAAUCAGCACCUGGAGGUCACGUCUCAGAGUAAUGGAAUCACAGUGCUGCCUCAUGAGGUUUCCUCAGAGGAGAGAAAAGGAAAAAAGAAAGGUGCCAUGCCCUCAGCAGCACUCUGCCACCUAGGAACCCAUCUGCCAUCUCUCCCUCCUCGAGUAUCAGCCCUUCUCCCUAUGGGGACCUCAGCAGCUGUGUCAUUCUUUGUCAGGGCAGCACAGAAGUUGAACCUGACCACUAGGAGGCGAAGGCAAGGCGAUGAAAGUGACCUCACCACCUGCCAAAGCAACUUCAGUAGUAUCCUCCAGACAGCACCUCCCCCUGUGCCUCCAAGCCUCUUCCAAGUUCUAAAUAAAGGCAAGGAGUCAUCAGGAAUGGGAAAGGUCAAAGUGAUGUUGCGAGUUUGUCCGUCCUUUAUGGAAGACUCAUCACAGUCACACUGCUUCAAGUUAGAUACUCAGAAGAAACAGGUCACUGUUCUUGACCCGUUAUCCCAUGUUUCGCUGAAGACUGCAGGCAUUACAUUCUCUCCAAAAACCUUCACAUUUGAUGCUGUCUUCAGCCAAGAGACAUCCCAGGCUGAGGUGUGUGAGGGCACUUUGUCUGAAGUUCUUAAGUCUGUGAUUGGUGGAGCUGAUGGCUGCAUCUUUAGCUUUGGACACACUAAAGUGGGAACAUAUUACACAAUGAUUGGAUAUGAUGACUGCACACAAAAUCUUGGAAUCAUCCCAUCUGCCAUCACUUGGCUUUUUAAGCUUAUUAACAAGAAGAAGGAGAAGAUGGGUGUGAAUAUCUCCGUACACAUAUCUGCUUUGGAAGUCUGUGGAAAGAAUGAGGUUCUAAAGGACUUAUUGUCUGGAGUAGAUUCAGGUGAUCUUCCAGACAGCCAUAAGCCAAAUGUAUACCUUCUUGAGGACCCUCUAUCUGGAAUACAGCUUUGCAACCAGAGUUUACAGUGUGCCUCCACUGCUGAGAGGGCAGCCUAUCUUCUGGAUGUGGCUCUUACUUCUCGCAUCAGCAAUGUACCAGGUUGCAGUAGUGUGCCCAAAAACAGCAGUCACAUGUUUUUCACCUUCCAUAUUCUCCAGAAUCACUUAGACAGCAGCAUCAAAGCUGCAAUCGCUACAUUGUCUUCAUUUGUUUCCUACAGGGACAGUAAACUGGCCAUGUUGCUGCAAGAAUCCAUGGGCAACAUUAACUGCCACACUGUAAUGAUUGCCCAUAUCUCUGCCUCUUAUGGAGACCUCUCAGAGAGUCUCUGCACCAUUCAAAUUAUGUCGCGUCUCCGUAGAGAGCAAAAGAAGGCCAAGAAAUCAGCCUCUUGCUCACCCAGAGGAAGAAGCAUGGGUAGAGAGAGGAAAAUGCAUCAGUCUAAUGGUCUAAGAACUUUCCAAUUAGGAGAUAAUGUGGACCACAACCUCUCCCUGCCACAGCUCUGUGAUCUAGGGGAUUGUUAUGGAAGUGACAAGUCUUGUGACACAGUCGUCCAUGUGGAUCCAAAUGGAUGGGUCCUCCCUGAUAAAGCUGUUACCAGUAAGACCAAAGCAUUUGUGCCCAUUAUCCCUUCUUUACACACAAACAAGGCAGAAACAGAGAAGUCAUUAUUUUCAGUGCAAAAUGAAGUCUCACAGCCAAUAGAGACUCACGUAAUGCGGAGACAAACGGAGAAAGAGAAGAAUAAACAAAACCAAUUACCAGUGGCAAAUGAAGGACCCAGUAAACCUCAUCAAGACUGUCUCAAGUGCAACACUUUUGCUGAAUUGCAAGAGCGACUGUAUUGUAUUGAUGGGAGUGAGUUAGUUAGCAUGUCUGCAGAUGCUUUGAUCAAAUCAGAACCUAUGCCAAGCCUCACAAAUGGAAAAGAAAUUAACAGAACAGCUACAGCGAUGUCUGCCAGACAACUGGAGAUAAAGAGUGAAAGCAAAAAAGAUGCCACUAUCUGUAACACUGACAAGAUACCUUCUGCUGCCCAUACCAAAGAUGACCGAUUACAUCCAACAGAUUCACAAGCUUAUUUCCAGACGCAAGUAUCUCUAGGAAACCAACAUUGCCCAGAACCAUUCCCGAGGAAUGAGGCACCCGUCGCCAUGGCCCUGCCGCUAGAUAACCAAAAGAUGUUUCUGGAUGACCCCUUGCUCCAAUCUGACAUGCGGAUUUCUCCUGUAGGAAAGAGCUCCUCUUCCUCUUUCUCUUCUACCUUGUCUGCUAACUUGACCUCCCCUGUGACUGACCCUGUCAUGUGCAAUGACGUCAUUCCUCAGAGUUCCACAGAGAUUCCAAAGAAGGAGAUGAAGGCCAUCAUCACUAUAACCGUUCAGCAUCCUUUGGACCUAAAUGGGCAGGAUGAACUUGUGUACACAGUGGUGGAGGAGCUGACAAUAGAUAGUGGAGCAAUAGAAAGAGACAGAUCCACGAACAUAAUAAGUUUCAAUGACUCACGUAUCAAGUCGUUGGUAUCAGGAUCUCAGCCUGGGAGGAUUGUCAGUAGCAUUACUGAGGAACAAAAAAUCAUUGAUGUUUCCUCCUCGGCAAUGACCUCAGAUGGUAAACCCCCUAAGCCCCUACCUAAUUCACCUGCCGUUCCACCAAGUCCGAGGAGUACCCUGGAGAGGAGGCAGUCUUUGACCAAACAGUGCAUCUUUGCAUGGGCUAAACAGAGUCUGCCAAUUCCUUCCAUGUGGAAGUGCAGUCCCAAUCAGAAAAGGACAAGCAGCAUGCAACCCAGCAUGUCCAGCAGUCCCGAAGAAAGUGAUAUGUCACCUCUCUUGACGGCUAGACGAGAGAUUGGCAAGGACAGUCCAAGAUCUCCCGUUGAGGAAAGCAGCAGACUCUUCAGUGCAAGACUGGAACAAUUAACAAAUCGAAGUCACUCAUUGCGCGGAUCACCAUUAGACUUCUCUGACUUAGAUUCCUUAAAAAAGAGUGAUUCUAUGAUCUCUCUGGCCUCCAGUGGAAGUGUGGAGGGAUAUUGUCCUGCAGGCUCUGUCGACAGGAAAUCUUUGGAGCAGUGCAUUAAUAUGGCCACUCAUGGCUCAAAGGGUGAAUGGGAUCCAGUGAUGCACAGGCUUGGUAGGAGCAGUCGACGGGUUCCAAAGUUUUUCCCUAUCCAUGACAGUGAUAGGAGUAACUCAACAGAAUCAUGCAAAGACAAUCAAUCUAAGACUUCAGACAAGCAUGUAUCUGAUCCAAAGGUCCACACAUUGCCAGUUACGUGCUCCAAAGAUUCAACCUUUUCCCCCAAAUCCACCAAACGUUCACUGAAUAGGAGUUCAAGUCUGUCCCCUAAUGGAGUAUCUUAUAACCGAAAUGUGUGGCGUACCCAGUCCCUAACCCGCAAUCAAGGUUCUGGCCUAAUUACAAAGUCCUCUCAAAAAGUCAUGAAUGGGCGUAUCUCUGAGCUCCUACAAACAAGCAGAGAAUCCCUAUCUAGUCGUGGCCAAAUGUGUUCAGAUCUGGAAGAAAAUAAGAGUUCAAAGGGAAAAGUACCAUUAUUGGUUCACACCUUGCCUUCUCCUUACAGUAGGAUCACUGCCCCUCGUAAGCCAAACUAUUGUAGUGGCCAUGCCAGUGAUAACACCAGUGUGCUAAGUGGAGAACUUCCUCCUGCCAUGUGUAAGACAGCUCUGCUGUACAACAGGAACAGCAUGUUCAGCAGUGGGUAUGAAAGUAUGAUGAGAGACAGUGAGGCUACGUGCAGCAGUAUUUCAACGCGAGAGUCCAUCAGUGAUCGUAGCUGCCCCCUCAACUCUUCAAAAGGUGCCAAGGGCUCAAGGAAAAGGAGCAAAACAGGUAAGGACAUGAGGAGGCCAUCACAAGACACCCUUCUGUCUUUGAGGAGGUCAUGCAGCGGUCCCAAGGUGCACUGGGUGGACAGAGGAGUUUCUGAUUCUUAUGAAAUCAAAGUCUAUGAAAUUGAUGAUGUAGAGCGUUUGCAGAAAAAAGGAGAAGCAGGCAACAAGGGUGUAAUCUGCUUCAGUGCCAAACUGAAAUUCCUGGAACAUCGUCAGCAGAGGAUUGCUGAAGUGCGGGCCAAAUACAACGCCUUGAAGAGGGAGCUGGAGAUUUUGAAGCAGCACCUAAUGGUCGACCCAAGGAAAUGGAUACAGGAGUUUGAUCUGUGGCAGACUUUUGAAGUGGACUCCCUGGAGCAUCUGGAGGCCUUGGAGUUGGUCACAGAAAGACUAGAGAGCAGAGUCACACGGUGCAAAGCUCGUUUAAUGAUGGUCACAUGUUUUGACGUCACACCGAAACACAAAGGAAAGAGACGCUGUUGGCAAGUGCUAGACCAUAAAGGCUUUGUGGGAAUUUAG
Messenger RNA from Chanos chanos (milkfish), 4929 nucleotides. It is a transcript of the gene kif26bb, whose product is annotated as kinesin family member 26Bb. NCBI's taxonomy places the organism in Eukaryota, Metazoa, Chordata, Actinopteri, Gonorynchiformes, Chanidae. Gene Ontology annotation, biological process: microtubule-based movement. The transcript has 16 exons. The coding region runs from base 1 to 4929 and encodes 1642 amino acids. Gene Ontology annotation, molecular function: ATP binding; microtubule motor activity; microtubule binding. The record is from RefSeq and is a predicted model, not a curated record.